UAUAGGAAAUAUUUUUAAAAUGUCGAAAAUAUUAUUAAAAACAACAUCUCAUGAAAAGAUGCGUAAAAACAUUCUAGAUGAUAAACAUAAUUCACAUGGAAGAUUGAAGGACAAUUCUAUGGACAAAAAACGUUCUGAAUUAACGUCAGUUACUUCGUCUACAGAGAUCUGUUCAUCCGGAUUUGACGAACAAAAACAGCAAAUUAUCGAUAGUGACUGGGGAGGAUACGCCUUGGAUUUAGAUUUAUGGGAGGACAGUAAAUCGUCUAUUGUACAGAUCAGGCCGAAUGAAGUAUUAUUGGACAACAAGGAAAGUUUCGGCUUUUUGUCCGACAGAUUGAUAGGCAUCGGCUCAUCCUUUCUAAUGAGAUCACCUGAAAAUGGUCUCUAUAUUCUCAGUAAAUGUGUCUUGAAAAAUAGGAGUCUUACAGAUAUUACCAUGUUGCGAUAUCAUCGACAUUUGCAAUAUAUUAAUGUCGCUAAUAAUAAUAUAUCGUGUUUGUCGCCUCUGAGUGGCCUUCCAUACUUAAUGUAUUUAAACAUAUCGCACAAUAAAAUUGAACAUGUAUCAAAUUUUACACCUCCUUGGUACCUCACCUACGUAAAUUUAUCUUACAAUCAUUUAACAGACAUCGGCGAUCUGAGCGGUUGCUGGAGCAUUGUCAGAUUGAACUUAUCUCACAACAUUUUAGAAAGUAUUUCUGGGCUAGAAAAUUUAAAACAUUUACAGUACUUGAACUUGUCCUACAACCUCAUCGAACGUGUUGAAAACUUGGACGAUCUGAAUAUACGAGAAUUAAAUUUAGAAGGCAAUUGUAUAUCAUCAUUUAGAUCUGCCAUACCUGGCCGUGGCAUAAAUACGUUGCCUAAUUUGCGAACAAUUUUCCUGGGAUACAAUAGAUUGUCGACUCUGAACUUUUUCAAAGAUGCAUACACCUUACGCUUCGUAGAUCUAAAGUUCAAUAGAAUCACUGAUCUAAUGGAGAUAUUGAAUUUGAAAGGCUUAAUAUUUGAGGUCGAUUUUAGAGGCAACACCUGUACAAAGUGGCCCAAUUAUCGAAACGUAUUGACAUCUUCUAUAUCAAGCGUUAAAUUUAUUGACGGCGUUCAGGUCUUUCCGGAAGAAAAGGUGACAUCGGCUAUGCUGUUUGCCUCGCCAUUGGACUUGAUAGCUGCCCGUAAAGUAGCAAAAUUAACUUUACUAGAACACUUAAACAUCAAUAAGAUAAAUGCUCACGUUCAACCAUAUGAUGAAAUCAGCCCUCCUUUGAUGAUACUCACAGGACCGUCGGCGUUGAAGAAAAUGGCACUGGCCUUGCAUGUGGCUCAAACAAUUCCCGAUAAAAUAAAAUAUUGUCAUUGGCAUACUACAAAGGAGAUAUGUGAAGACGAUGACGAACGUAAAGCGUACAUUCCUGUAAAUAGAGAAGAGUUUAACGAUAUGGCACGGCGUGGCGAAUUUUUAGUGGUUCUGGACCUCUUGGGCGAUAGUUACGGAUUUCAUGUAAAUCAGAUUCGUCCAUUGAUAUCUGAACACAAAAUUGGACUUACUCAAAUGAACCUAUAUGCAGUCACCGAAAUUUCUAAACGAUAUCCGAACGUGAAAGCGAUCUUGGUGUUUACACAAAGUAUUGAUCUUCACAAAGAUUGGAUACAAGAGAAAUUUGACGUUUAUACUUGGAUUAAAGACAGUGUGGAAAAUUUGUUGGCUGUUAAAAUAGGCAAGCACCGUGAAGAAGAAACAGAGACUGCUAGUUGUAUAUUAAACUUUAUCGAAGAAAUUUUGGAUGAGAUAAUGAGCCGUCUAAUAUUUCCAAUUUAUCACGGUAUCUCCGUGAGACCUCAAGGAAACGGGGCUACAACAACCGAUAUAAUAUUGCAAAAUAAGACGAUGUUACCGAAAGUUGUAUUGCGGAGUGAAAUAACAUCACAGAAAAAAAAGCACAUUACAUUAGUAGAAACGAAAAAUGAAAAAGAUAUAAAAUCAUUUGAUCAAUUAUCAGAAGAAAAAAAACAGACGUCGGAAGAAUUAAAAGUAUUAUUGGACGAGGAAUCGAAUAUCAUUAUUGACGAUGAAGAGACGAAACGUGAAAAACACAGGUCGAAGAUGUUGCAGCGUCGAACUAUAUUGAUGAUGGACAUGCUUGAUCAGUUCGAUAACGAUAAUUUCAGCGAAUCAACAUCUUCCGAAGAAAUAAUGGACAUUCAUCAAGAGAGGAUAACGCCCGAAGAAAAAGCAAAAGCAUUAAAAAAUAUAUAUAUUGAACUUGUUAUAAAAAGUAGGAAAUUGUACUUGGAUUACCACGAAAGCCACCCUGGCUUCUUUACUUUAGUGCUGCUUAUGGAUGAAUAUACAAAAGCUUUUGACUCAUUAAUCAAAUUCAUUUAUGAAUCGUAUUCAAAUUUGCCUUACAGAAAAUCAAUAUUCUUAUCAGAAAUGCAGCAUUUUAAACAUACGGCUAUUCCCGUUGUGCUUGAAAGUAUCGUUGAUAAGAUCAGAGAGUGAGUAUAUGACAUUUA
Messenger RNA from Mycetomoellerius zeteki, 2520 nucleotides. Its product is annotated as leucine-rich repeat and guanylate kinase domain-containing protein. The record is from RefSeq and is a predicted model, not a curated record. Bases 20 to 2506 code for a protein of 828 amino acids. NCBI's taxonomy places the organism in Eukaryota, Metazoa, Arthropoda, Insecta, Hymenoptera, Formicidae. The transcript is spliced from 12 exons. Gene Ontology annotation, molecular function: protein binding. Gene Ontology annotation, cellular component: cytoplasm.